Eimeria necatrix is the source of this 852-nucleotide messenger RNA. RefSeq names its product exosome complex exonuclease, putative. NCBI's taxonomy places the organism in Eukaryota, Apicomplexa, Conoidasida, Eucoccidiorida, Eimeriidae. The coding region runs from base 1 to 852 and encodes 283 amino acids. Gene Ontology annotation, biological process: U4 snRNA 3'-end processing; poly(A)-dependent snoRNA 3'-end processing; rRNA catabolic process. The transcript has 3 exons. Gene Ontology annotation, cellular component: nucleolus; cytoplasmic exosome (RNase complex); nuclear exosome (RNase complex). The record is from RefSeq and is a predicted model, not a curated record.
AUGUUCAAGGCGGAGGCUGUUUCUCCGUGCGGCUUCCGUGCAGACGGUCGGCUAGUGCACGAGUGUCGGCAGCUACGCUGCCGCACUUCUGUGCCAUCGGCUGCGGCAAAUGACCUUCCUACAGCCGCUGCGGUGCCAGACGGGCCAUCGAUUGCCACUGCGGGCGCGUCGGGAAGUCUUGCCAGCUGCGACGGGCGAGCAGUAGUAUCCCUCGGCUGCACCAAAGUCAUGGCUCUGGUAUACGGACCGCAGCCCUCUAGCAAUAUGAGCACUCUCAGCGCCAGCAGCAGCAAUACCUGGAGCGUCAGCUGCACGGACAAUACCUCUGCAGCGAUGCAGAUGAUGCAUGAAGGCAAACAAGGACUCGCGAGAGGCGAGCUUGCUGUUCCGGUUUCUAUUGUCUGCUCUGUUGGACUAGUCGAUAGUUGUGUGAGGACAAGGAGCAGGUACACCCCAGACGCUGCAGAAAUCGCAGCAGCUGUGCGGACGGCAGCAGAAGGCAUCAUUUUGAGGCGUCUAUACACCCAAACACGAAUCACCAUAUCAAUUCUUGUCCUUGCAGACGACGGGAGCAUUUUGUCAGCUUCCCUGAUUGCGGCCUCUCUUGCUCUGGCAGAUGCAGGUGUUGCUAUGAGGGACCUGCUGCCCUCGUGCACAGUGCUGCUGCUACCCCAGCAUUUUCCGCAGCAGCAGCAGCAGGAGCCACUUUUACUAGUUGACCCCACAAGUGAUGAGACGCGUAGUGGAGGCCCCUGCUUAACGCUUGGAGUAACGGCAGAAACGAAUAAUGUAGGUCUGUUCGCCGCCUUGGACUUAUCGGCAAAUGCAACGCAAAUGCAACCACUCUGUUAG